AUGGGCGAGGCUGAGGAUCUCGCCCGUAGGGCAUGGGCAAGACUGGGAAAUAGAGCAGAAGAUCAGGCUAUUGUGUUCUUCGGAGAAUCAGGGUCGGGCAAAACGACAGUCAGGUCACACCUACUUUCCUCCUUCCUUUCUUUCUCGUCCACGCCACUAUCCUCCAGGUUGUCCCUCGCCGCCUUCGUCUUCGACACCUUGACUACAACCAAAACUACCACUACCCAAACAGCAUCAAAGGCUGGGUUGUAUUACGAACUCCAAUAUGACGCAUCGUCAUCGAUUCCCACUCUCAUUGGGGGCAAGUUGUUAGACCAUCGCUUGGAAAGGAGUCGAAUCUCACAUGUACCGACUGGCGAAAGAAGCUUUCAUGUGCUCUACUAUCUUUUGGCUGGAACAAGUGCGGCAGAAAAGUCUCAUCUCGGCCUCAAUGGUCACACAAAUAUCACCACGUCAGGCACAGGCCUGACAAGGUCUGCCUCCGUGGCACAGAAACGAUGGAGAUAUCUGGGCCACCCAACGCAAAUGAAGGUGGGCAUAAAUGACGCGGAAGGUUUCCAACAUUUCAAAACGGCUUUGCGAAAGCUGGAAUUCCCUAGAGCCGAAAUCGCCGAAAUCUGUCAAGUCCUUGCUGCCAUUCUGCACAUUGGCCAACUCGAAUUUGGCACCGGCCAGGCGACAUUGACCGCGGCUGAAGAAAGUGGUGGAUACUCUCAUGAAGGUGGCGAGACAGUCACGGUGGUCAAGAAUACUGACACUUUGGCUCUCGUCGCGGCCUUUCUGGGACUGAGUGUCCAGGAUCUGGAAGAAAGCAUGAGGCACAAGACAAAGACACUCCACCGAGAGCGUGUCACUGUGAUGUUGGAUCCAAAGGGCGCUCGCGAGAACGCUGACGAACUCGCAACGACAUUAUACUCGCUUCUGGUUGCAUACAUCAUCGAAAGCAUCAACCAAAGGAUCUGUGCCGCAGAAGACUCUGUUGCCAACACUGUUUCCAUUGUUGACUUCCCAGGUUUUGCGGACCAUUCCUCUACUGGUUCUGUUCUAGACCAGUUGUUGAAUAAUGCUGCCAAUGAGUCACUCUACAACACGUGUCUUCACGGUUUCUUCGAAAAGACGGCCGAGAUGCUGGAAAGCGAAGAAGUCAGCGUGCCUGCAACCAGCUAUUUCGAUAACUCUGACGCUGUCCGAGGUCUGCUCAAGCAUGGCAACGGUCUACUUGCCAUCCUCGAUGAUCAGACACGUCGUGGUCGAACGGACACACAGUUUCUGGAUAGUAUCCGAAAGCGAUUUGAGAACAAGAAUAAAGCGAUCACGGUCAGCCGCGCCACUACAACCUUACCUGGUAGCAACUUCGCCACGACGAAUCUUUCGGCAUCUUUCACGGUCCGUCACUAUGCUGGUGAGGUUGAUUAUCCAGUCAAUCGCUUGGUCGAAGAAAACGGUGACGUGGUGUCGGGUGACCUGAUGAACAUGGUCAGAGCUACUAAAAGUGAUUUUGUGGCUAGCUUGUUCGGUCAAGAAGCCUUGAACACUGUCAGCCACCCGUCAGAGAAGACGGCUAUCGUGCAAGCCCAAGUCAGCUCAAAGCCGUUGCGCAUGCCCAGUCUCUCCCGGAAGAAGCAUGACCAGCUGCGCCGGAUGGGCAGUCGCAGAGCAGAUCGCUCGCCUGCUCUACAGGAAGACGCUGACUCCACACAUACUCCGGAAGAGGCCAGGACCAGAAAAACAAAGGCUUCUGCGACAGGAUUGACCCAAGGCGCAGCAGCACAGUUCCUCUCAUCUUUGGAUAAUAUUACCAAAUCGCUAACCGCACCCAACGUCAACAACUAUUUCGUGUUUUGCUUGAAACCAAAUGAUAGGCGGAUCGCCAAUCAAUUCGACAGCAAAUGUGUUCGUCAACAGGUUCAGAUGUUUGGGAUACCCGAAAUCAGCCAACGUCUUCGGACUGCUGAUUUCAGUGUGUUCCUCCCUUUCGGUGAAUUUCUGGGUCUGACUGACGCUGAUACUGGCGUCGUCGGAAGUGAUCGCGAGAAGGCGCAGCUUGUUCUGGACAACAAACAGUGGCCCGGGAACGAGGCAAGAAUCGGCAAUACCGGUGUGUUUCUCAGCGAACGCUGCUGGGCAAGUAUUGCCCUCACAGGGUCACAAAGCACCGCCUACUUUGGCGGCGAGGUUCCCGCCAUUUCCAGGCCUGAUACGCCAAGUGCCAACCCUUUCAACGAUUCCAAAGCUCGAUUAGUUGCCUCACACGAAGGAACCCCCGGCUCCUUCUAUGGUGACGAAACGAAAGGAGGGGGUUACUUCGGCAGUCGAGAACUUGACGCCAAAUCUGAUGCCGGCGCCUCUGCUUUCAACUCUGGAGAUAUGUUCCGCAAUCUCGAGACAAAAGAAGAACUAGCCGAAAAAGGCAACAGAAAGAAGAUGGAAGAAGUCGAUGUUGUACCCGUUUCGUCGUCACGUAAAAGGUGGCUGGCGGUGGUCUACUUCCUUACCUGGUACCUCCCAGAUUUUGCGAUCAAGUGGGGUGGAGGCAUGAAACGGAGGGAUGUGAGAAUCGCUUGGAGGGAGAAGUUCGCCAUCAACAUCCUCAUCUGGCUCAGCUGUCUCUUUGUGGCCUUUUUCAUUGUCGUCUUUCCCCAGCUCAUCUGUCCAAAGCAAGAUGUGUAUUCAGCAGCGGAGCUGUCGUCACACGAUGGUAAGAACGGUCACAGCGCCUAUACGGCUAUUCGAGGCGUAGUCCUCGAUCUAGGUGCCUUCGCACCUUCUCACUACCCGAAUAUCAUCCCACAAACGUCGCUUGAGAAGUAUGCUGGUUUGGACGCAACGGGACUGUUCCCAGUUCAGGUCUCGGCUCUUUGCCAAGGAAAAGACGGCCGAAUUGAUCCCGCCGUUCAGUUGGAUUAUACGACAACAAACAUCUCUGGUUCUGCCACGGUCAUCAGCACCACUGACCCCAAUCGCCGGUACCAUGACUUCCGCUCUUUCACCAAUGACUCACGCCCAGACUGGUUUUUCGAGCAGAUGAUCAUGUUGAAAGCCAACUACAAGAAGGGAAGUAUUGGAUAUACUCCACAAUAUGUGCGCACCCUUGCCAAAAAGUCACGUUCUAUUGCGAUAUUAAACGACAGGGUCUACGACUUCACCACCUACAACCAAGGUGGGCGCAGCACUAGGGCUCCUGCGGGUCAAACAGUUCCGGCCGGAGUUGAUACCAACUUUAUGGAUGACCUUGUAGUUGAGCUGUUUACACAACGGGCGGGACACGACGUCACGAAAUACUGGAACGCUCUUUCCAUGGACUCUGCGCUGAGAAGUCGGAUGCAGCUCUGUCUUGACAAUUUGUUCUUUGUCGGCGUCACGGAUACCAGAAACUCGGCGCAAUGUCUCUUCGCCCGGUAUAUCCUCCUAGCUAUUUCCAUCCUGCUUUGUACUGUGAUUGGAUUCAAAUUUUUGGCUGCACUCCAGUUUGGAGGCAAGAACAUACCCGAAAACCUCGACAAGUUUGUCAUCUGCCAGGUUCCUGCGUAUACGGAAGACGAAGAGUCUCUUCGUCGAGCUAUCGACUCAGCAGCGCGGAUGCGAUACGAUGACAAACGCAAACUCCUCAUCGUGGUCUGCGACGGAAUGAUUAUCGGUCAAGGAAACGAUCGACCAACACCUCGUAUUGUGCUUGAUAUUCUGGGUGUGUCAGAAACAGUCGAUCCGGAACCACUGAGCUUCGAAUCUCUAGGUGAAGGUAUGAAGCAACACAACAUGGGCAAGGUAUACUCUGGUCUGUACGAAGUGCAAGGACACAUUGUUCCCUUCUUAGUUGUUGUCAAGGUCGGCAAACCCUCGGAAGUCUCCAAACCUGGAAAUAGAGGGAAACGUGACUCCCAGAUGGUUAUCAUGCGUUUCCUGAACCGCGUUCAUUACAACAUGCCCAUGAGCCCGCUAGAACUGGAGAUGCAUCAUCAGAUCAGGAACAUCAUCGGGGUCAACCCAACGUUCUACGAAUUUAUGCUCCAGAUUGAUGCUGACACGGUUGUGGCUCCCGACUCGGCUACUCGCAUGGUUUCGGCAUUCCUGCGCGACACAAGGCUGAUCGCUGUUUGCGGAGAGACCUCACUCUCUAACGCCAAAGCAUCUUUCAUCACGAUGAUGCAGGUGUACGAGUACUACAUUUCGCACAAUCUCACCAAGGCAUUCGAGUCGUUGUUUGGUUCCGUCACAUGUCUACCGGGUUGUUUCACCAUGUAUCGAAUCCGAGCUGCAGAGACGGGAAAGCCACUUUUUGUGAGCAAGGAAAUCAUCCAGGACUAUUCUGAAAUCCGAGUCGACACCCUCCACAUGAAAAACCUGUUACAUCUUGGUGAGGAUCGAUACUUGACCACUCUCCUCUUGAAGCAUCACUCCAAAUACAAGACCAAGUACAUCUUCCACGCCCACGCCUGGACCAUCGCACCCGACAGUUGGAAAGUGUUCAUGUCUCAGCGACGCCGAUGGAUCAACAGUACUGUCCACAACCUCGUCGAACUGCUGCCACUGCAGCAGUUGUGCGGUUUCUGUUGUUUCAGCAUGCGGUUUGUGGUGUUCCUGGAUCUGUUAUCGACAGUCAUCGCCCCUGUGACGGUGGCUUAUAUUGUCUACCUCAUUGUGCUACUCUCUACUUCAUCCGACGUUAUUCCCUUGACAGCCUUCAUCUUAUUGGGCGCAAUCUAUGGUUUGCAAGCCAUCAUCUUCAUCCUUCGCCGCAAAUGGGAAAUGAUCGGGUGGAUGAUUGUGUACAUUCUGGCCAUGCCCGUCUUCUCUCUGGGUCUGCCUCUGUACUCGUUCUGGCACAUGGACGACUUCAGUUGGGGUAACACGCGUCUUGUGAAUGGUGAAAAAGGUAAACAGAUCUUGAUCUCUGACGAGGGCAAGUUUGACCCCGACUCGAUCCCAAAGAAGAAAUGGGAAGAGUACCAGGCAGAACUCUGGGAUGCGCAAACCCAACGGGACGACGAAAGAUCCGAGAUCUCGGGCUACAGCUAUGGCACCAAGUCGUACCAUCCUGCCGCAUCCGUCUAUGGCGGUGGUCCUGGCUUGUAUGAAAGCAGCGCACAUCUCAUGGCUCCCUCUAGGUCUGUCUCACAGCUCGACAUCCACCCACCAACAUAUGAAAGAGGAUACAGCCAUUCCAGGAUGUCUCUCGCGCCUUCGGACAUGAUGGGCGGCGGCAUGAUGGCAGGUGGUCAAUCUGUGGCCGACAUGGAUAUGGCCGACUUGACCGGAUUGCCCACUGAUGACAUGAUUCUGAAUGAAAUCAGGGAUAUACUCAAGACGGCUGACCUCAUGACCGUGACGAAGAAGGGUAUCAAGCAAGAAUUGGAGCGGAGAUUUAAUGUGAAUUUGGACAUUAAGCGAGCGUAUAUUGGAAGUGGCAGUCUCAGCGCCUUGGAUCUCUGGGGCGCUUCAACCAUUCUCCCUCGAGUGACGCCACAGCUUGCUGUCGCGAUGAUACCCAAGGGGAUCUACGACCUCUGCCAGAACCGCGAGUCGAUUACUUCGCAAUUGGCCCAGGAUCCGUCCAUUUCCCCUCAUGCGGCUGCCAAAAGGCUGUUUGGUGUCGAUAUCGACGACGAGGUGGUUACCAGAAAAUUGGACCUGGGAAAGGAAGAACCAAGUGAUCUGGAAGAAGCCCGAAAGUGUGGCCAAUGGGGUACAUCCAAUCCCAGCGAUUUGUUUCUGAGGAUCUAUCAUGAUGUCCUGUGCACACUGGAAAAGAAUCCUUUGGUGGGCGUGUGCUCGCCAUCGCUCCUCGGAAGCAAUGGAGUGUGCCCGCUCACAAUCAUGGCGACGGUUCCCGAUAUCUGCCGACACAUGUCCAACGUGAUCGCGAGGGCAGAGCAAGAGGUCUUCCUGGCGACCAACUUUUGGAUGUAUUCAGAACCUACCCGGCUGAUCACCAACGCGCUGAGAGAGCUUUCGAGAAAGGCCGUCCUGACCAAUCGCCGGGUCGUCGUCAAGAUCAUCUACGAUCGGGGAAGUGCGAAACAGCACGAGCUUGUAAAAAACCACCUCAUCGUGCCACCCAGCGAAUUUGCAGAUCCCAAUGGCAAAAUCCGAAUACCCCAUCCUGAUGAGCUGCCAAACAUAGAUAUCGAAGUCAUGAAUUUUCAUCGACCAAUGUUUGGGACAUUCCAUGCCAAAUACAUGGUUGUGGAUCGGCGAAUUGCGAUAUUGCAGAGCAACAACAUCCAAGAUAUCGACAACCUGGAGAUGAUGACGCAACUCGAAGGACCAAUUGUUGAUUCAUUCUAUGAUGUUGCGCUCAUCUCAUGGCACAAUGCUCUCAAGCCACCGCUACCGCUGUUGAGCCGGCCUGCUGCGGAUUGUUCGAUUCCCACUUUCACGAGCGACAGUUAUGCGACCAUGUUCGACGAAAGCGGAAAGUUGGUUCCCGUGUAUCAAGCACCCACGCCAAUCCCUGACGGCCACGAGAGCCUUCGAGAGAUUGCCGAGCAUGGAUCGCAGAUGGAUUUGCCCCAGCACACAUCACACGAACCCCACUACGACCCUGACAUCAAGUCCGAGGUGCUACGCGCUGUAGCAUGUUUGAAUCCACGGGAGGGCGAGACACGGAUAAACGCGAUCACCCGCCUGCUGAACACGACGAUUCAACCUGACACGAAAGGGAGCGCAGCGGAUAUUGAACCAGCUGACACCAUGACGCCACUCAUUCCGAUUCCACGACAUGAUCCUUUCCCGAUGGCCAUGACCCCAGACUUGAAUGCCGAAGCCCUCCUACCCGAGAUUGUUGCAGCUUGCCGACGAGGGGUCAAGGUCACCUCCUACUAUUGUCUGGGAUAUAACGAUGCGGGAGAACUGCUGCCUAUGCAGGGCGGACACAACGAAAUGAUCGCAAACGGACUGUAUCGCGACGUGGGACCCGAACAUCGCGAUAACCUGGACAUCUACGCCUACGUCGCCAAAGACCAAAUCCACCCCAUCCACAACAAAUUCAAGCAGCGGUCAUGUCACAUCAAGCUGAUGAUCGUGGACGGCCACAUUGGAAUUCAGGGUAACGGUAACCAGGACACGCAGAGUUGGUAUCACAGCCAGGAAGUCAACGUCAUGAUCGACAGCCCACUGGUCGUGGGCAAGUGGAUGGAAGGAAUCCGACAGAAUCAAAACACGCACAUCUACGGCAAAGUCGAGAACGAAGGACCUGAUGCUGGAUGUUGGAAGGAUCCGAGAACUGGCCAGCAGGCCGAGGGUGCCAUUGGUGUCGACCCAGGCAAGUUUGCGUGGGCCAAGGGGGUUGUUGGUGCUGUUCAACGGGUACGAGGAAUGGGUGGGUUUUGA
Molecule: messenger RNA, 7329 nt
Organism: Fonsecaea monophora
Lineage: Eukaryota; Fungi; Ascomycota; Eurotiomycetes; Chaetothyriales; Herpotrichiellaceae
Exons: 7
Coding region: 1-7329 (2442 amino acids)
Cellular component (GO): cell septum; myosin complex; cell periphery
Molecular function (GO): ATP binding; chitin synthase activity; cytoskeletal motor activity
Source: RefSeq, a predicted model, not a curated record